AUGAGGAGCCGCUUGAAGAGGACAUACAUUUACAUAAAGUCAAAUUUGAACAAUAUAUCGUCCAUAGCAAGCAUUAUAUGCCUGAUCGAUUGUAUUUUAAUUCCGCUGAUCACCGUCCUCAUUUCUAUCUAUGAUGUGGUCAUUGGUUCUCAGAAUGGCCACUCAAGUGGGGGCGAUGACGACCACGACCACGCGCAUGGAUGGGAAGAGAUAGUAGAGAGGAUAGCGCUGUACGUGAUGACACCGAUAAUUUCGAUCACGACCAUUUACAACUUUAUUCAGCUGAAAAACAUGUACCUUCUGCUCACGACGCUCCUGGGAAUCGCAUUGUUUGUUCUGUCUCAUGCGCAUAUUAACUUUGGCAAAGAAAAUGUAAAUAAGUUUAUAAAAUCAGUUCAUUUGCCAAUGGCAAUAUUUGCGGCAAUUUGCUUAAUAGGCACAAAUUAUGUAGCGCACAAACUUUUAAAAUCGAAAAACUUAGAUAGUUGUUGUAACCACAAAAAACUGAAAAAUCAUUUGACUCCACAAUCGUCCACAACAGAUCAUGCUUUAGCAAUGAAUGAGGAUAAUAAUGAUAUGCAUAAUCACGCAUGCAAUAAUGGCCAUGUUACAAAUAUGGAAAAAUAUUAUCAUAUUGGAUUUCAGCAGAAUAAUGAACAUGAAUUAGUUAGAUUUUUGUGA
Molecule: messenger RNA, 681 nt
Organism: Plasmodium fragile
Lineage: Eukaryota; Apicomplexa; Aconoidasida; Haemosporida; Plasmodiidae
Exons: 3
Coding region: 1-681 (226 amino acids)
Biological process (GO): mercury ion transport
Cellular component (GO): membrane
Molecular function (GO): mercury ion transmembrane transporter activity
Source: RefSeq, a predicted model, not a curated record